Messenger RNA from Entrophospora candida, 598 nucleotides. The record is from the annotation of a GenBank genome assembly. NCBI's taxonomy places the organism in Eukaryota, Fungi, Glomeromycota, Glomeromycetes, Entrophosporales, Entrophosporaceae.
UUUAGAAAACUUUGAUGAUUCCCAUCCAAUUGAAUUGCUGUUUUCAAAUGCAGCUCAAGCAGGUGCUACUAGAGAUAAUAUUGAUACUGUUCCAUGGGAAGAUGGAUGGCAACGAUUAAUUGAUGUCAACUACACUGGAAAUAUUGCUACUAUAAUGACAGUUUAUAAAAGAAUGAAAGGAAGAAGAUUUGGACAAAUUGCAGUAACAUCAUCUAUAGCUGGUUUUUUCAGCAUGCCAGGUCUCUGUUAUUAUAAUGCAACAAAAUCAGCAUUAAUAUCAUUUGCACGAGAUCUUCGUUACAUAGCAUCUUUUGAUAAUGUAAAAGUGUCUGUGAUAGCACCUGGAGUAAUAGAAACGAACAUGACUCGAAAUUCUCAUCUACUUUCUAAUAAAUUUUAUGGACCUGGUGAUCCUAACGGUUUGGCCAAAGUCGUUAGAAAUCAGUUGAAUUCUGACACUUUUUGUAUUGGCUGGCCUUUCCGUCAAUAUUUAUUGAGUUGGCUUGUUUCAAGUUUUCCUGUUAGAACGAAAUUGACUCUUUCUCGGAUUUUUGGAGAAUCAUCUCGAAAAAAUACUAAACUCGUUGCAUCAUCGUAA